UCAUUUUGAUUACUAUCAACUAUCUAUAAAAAAUUAAUAACUAACGUUAAUUGAUAACACUAUGGCAUCUAGAUUAACGUAACAUAAUCCAGCAAUAAAGGUCUGUGGCUGACAAUUUACCAAUCGCAGUGUUACCGGCUUUCAUAAAUUCACUACAUCUAAGAAGAUAAUUAAUUUUAAUUUAGUUAUUUAAAUAUAGAUUAUUAGAUAUACAGCAAAUACUAUACGAAACAUAUGCAAAACUUUUAUAUACAUAUUUAUAUCCAUUAAUUUUAGUUAAGCACAUGUGUUGUUAAAGAAUUUCAUAUGUGAAUUACAGAAGCUGUGAUAUGUUUCUGCAAUAACUUCAUCUGGCAGUACUACAAACGAAUACGACGAACGGACGAGGCUGGCCAGAAACGCACUGUGCUUAUAAAAUUUUUCGCAGCUAAAAAUAAAUAGAAAUUCGAAUAUUCCUUCCCAGAGUUAGUGCAAUUAGAAAAUUGGACGUUGUAAAAGCAAAAGAGAAAAAUACAAAUAUUUAUACAGCAGCAGUUAACUUUUUAACUUAUCUGUGACAUUGCAAGUGAGAUAGCUUUUGUUAAGCUAGUAUCAAUUAUGUAAGGUAAUGGAUGCGCGCAUAGAACUGAUGUCAAUAAUCUGGACAACAAGUGUACCAACCACUUAGCGAAACAGCAUUAAUGAUUCAAUAUUUUCCACAACCAAAAUAACGUAAAUAACCACAAGACCGCAAAUAAUUUUAACAAUAAUUGAACAAAAGCAAAGAACAACAUAGCAAUAAAAACGAGCAACACAGUGUGUGCACGGUCGCAGCUUUCAUAAUACAUCUACUAAUAUGCCUGUGAUUUCGCCACGCAGAUCAUCGACAUCGAACAGUGGCAGUCUAUACGGCACCUCGUCGUCCGGAACUGGCAGUACAGGCACUAGUACCGCCAGUGCAUAUAGUAGUGCUUCGUCGUAUUUGAAUCGUACGAAUAGCUUGUCGAAACCGACAACGCCAAGCAGCUCAUUGUGGUCGUCAUCGUCGUCUGGCACAUCGAAAUAUACACCCAACUAUUAUAGCUCUUAUUUGGGUUCGAAUUCAUCAUCCUAUUCGCCACGUACAGCAUCACAACGUAAUUCUUUGUCGUCUUUGUACCUGAGCGGCGGCUCCUCCGGAUUAGGAACCUAUCGUAGUAGUUCAUCUUAUUUGUCAGCCGGCAGCAAUGAUCCAGUUACAUCCAGUCGAUAUGGAAUGAAUAUUCGCAGGCCUUGUUGCUGUCACUGAAUAAAACGCCUAUGUAUUUUUGAACUCCUCUCCUCACCCCCCACAAAAAAAAAACAAACAAAAGAAAAAGCGAAACAAAAACAAAACCAAAAAAAAAAAUUACUAACCAAUAAUCAAGAGCAGAAACAAAAAUAAAAUAGAAAUAAAAAGAAAGCAGUAAAAGUAUAGAAAAAUAUGCAACAACAAGAUGUGUGCAACAACAAGUUUAACGCGAAAAUUUCGGCAAAAAUUCUCAGUGAAAGCAAAAAAAUUGAUGAUAUUUCUAAAUAAUUAGUAGUGUGCGCAAAAACGCGGCGAACAGCAACGAAAAAAUUAUAGAAAUUAUAGAAAGACAGGCGAGAGAAAAAAAAAGUGACAAACACUUAAAAAAUACGGCAAAUUGCCAAGAAAUAAAAAUAAAAUAAAAAAAAGCAAGAAAAUAAACUCAAAAACCUACAAACGACAAAGCAAAUUAACGAGGCUUAUAAUUAACUGAAUACCUUCCACAUUCCACAGCAGCAGUAUGCCAUAGCGCGUAAGAAAACAUAAAUAUGAAAAAUAUGUGCAGAUAUACGCAAUAAAAUACAUACAAACAUACAUAAAUCAAGCCGACAAAGUGAUAAAAGUGUAAAUAGAAAGAAAGCCAAUAAAACAAAAAAAAAAACAGUAAACAAAAAGAGUGUAACGGAGCAGAAAAAACAUUUGGAAACUCGAAUAUUCGUAAAGUAUAAUGAUAGACAUUAAAAAAAGCCGCAAUAGUUUUGAAAAAUUUCCAAUAUUGCAAGAAAAAUGUAAUAAAACCGUUCAAUUAGCGCAGCGCCAACAGCAGCCGACCAAUUCCAACUUGAAUAACUAUACAGGCGUACACAAACCGAAAAUAACCACUACAGCUGCAGCAGCAACCGUGUUGACAACCACAACAAAAACGCGACCACAAACAACAACAAAUCCAAUAAGUGUCAACGGCAAAGCGGAAGCGAAAUUGCUCAACUGCGUUAGUAGGCGUGCUGCAUCGGUGGGCAGCACGCGCAACACCAAAAUCAGCAGCAACGUCAAAAGCAACAAUAACAAUAGUAAGCCGCACAACAGCGACGACACGAAUCCGGUGCGCGCCGCCAAUAAGCCAUUCUUUCUCGUACCGCAAUUUCAAGAUCAAAACUUUCUGAAGGAGGAAUGUGAAUUGGCGCAUGCGCAAGUGGCACCAAAACAAAAACAACAACAACAGCAACACGAACAGCAAAAAGUUGCAACAGCCAAUGGUGAGGCAAGUAAUAAUAGUGCGAACAACAACAAUAACACAAAACCAAAACAACAACCGAUUGGCAACCACAGGUGCAACAGCGGAGACUACAGCAAAAGCAAUAACAAUACCAGCAACAGCAACAAUCACAGCCAAAAAAUCAACAACGCGUAUUCCAUCAUUAACAGCAUACACGCGAGCAUUAGUAGGCGAACAGCAACAGCAACAGCAACAACAACACCAGCAACAGUGGCGGCGGUAACAGCGAAUGGUGUGCGACGCAGCGGCGGCGGUAGCGCCAACGCCAGCGUCAAUAUCAAUCAACAUCAUCACAAUCAUCACGUCAGUACAACCGCAUCAGCUGUGGCGACGACGAGUUCAAACGGCAGCACCGCUGCCGCCGCCGCCAGCGUCUCGGCCAAGAGCGCCACAACCGAUACCACCGUCCACAAAGUCGACAUUGUCUUCAAUAAUCGCGCGCAAACGCAAAGUAACUGUGUUGGGCGUUUCGUGACGUCAAAAAGUGCGAAACAGCCACAGCAACAUAACACUUACAAAGCUACGCGUCCGCUUACCAGCGCGACAAUACACACCACAACAACAACGGGCGCGUCAGCAACAAGCGCCACUGCAACGCUUGGCGGUGGCACCGCGACAGCGACAGCGUCUAAACUGAGCAACGGUCAAAGUAAAUUGGUGCGUCCGCUGGUGCAUCGCACCAUACCAUCGACUGCGGUGGCGGCGGCGAAUGCGACCGCUGCGCGCGACAACGUGAACGCCUACUCCAAUAAACUCUUCAACAGCUACGGCAGCAAUAGCAAUCGUCUUAGCAAUAAUAACAACAAUAAUAUUAAUAAUAACGGUGUGAAUACUGUGUGUAAUAUCAACAAUAGCAGCAGUAGUAGCAACAACAAUAUCACGAGCAAUAACACCAACGGUGGCAGUGGCGUUAACGGUAUGCAACAUACGCUCGAUCACGACGAUAUCAAGUACAUCGAUAGUGAUGACGCGCCGACAACAGCAGCGAUAGCGGCUGCGCAUGCCAGCGCUACUACGGUCACUACACCGUCACGUGGUGGCGCGCAGUUGGAGCGGAAAACGCAGUUGCGCUGUGAGCAGCUCUGUUGUCCGCAUACCAAUUGCGCGACGUCUACAACGGCAACGCUGACAGGUGCUGCUGGUGGUGGCGCUGGCAGCGCGUCGCUUAAAACACGCAUGCGCCCAAAAUCGACGAUCAUCUGUUCCACCAGCAAUCUCGUCUUCGAGAAGAUCAACAAUUAUAAGUAUGCCAAUGGUAGCGCUGGUGGCGGUAGCAGCGCGGCUAAAUUUGUCGCCGAAGCAGCGGCAGCGCGCCGCAAUGAGCUGCGGCACAGCAUUGAUUCGAAUAGUAUCAGAGCGUCCAUUGAGAAAUUCGAUAGUUUCAGCGAGCAGAAACGUAGUGUAGGCGCGCCGCAGGUAACGCUACGUUCACACGGCGGCAGCGGUAGUACAAACAAUUUGCAACAUCAUCGUCAUAGUGGCAGUGAGUUUGAUCACGCUACCGGUAGCAGCAGUCUCUUGCGGCUAGCGCAAAGCGGAGGUGGCUCUUUGACGCGUGCACCCUACCGUACAGUGUCGCCCGCACCGGCUACUGCCUGCAAAGUUACUGCCACAAUGCAUGCGCCCUCGUUGACGACCGGUUCGACUGGUUCGUCGGCGUCAUCUAUACGCAGCGGCGCAUGCAGUACAAACAGUUUGCCAACGAAAAGUCUUGGCAGCUUUUUGGCUGCCACAACAAAUGCAACCAGCGUUACCGCCAUCAAUCGUCAUCAGGAGGCAACAGUAUUGCGUACUGCUGAGCGUGCUUCACCCAGCGCGCUGCUGCAUAAAGAUGCGGCGUCAACGCCAUCGUCAUCCUCGUCAUCACCACUGCUAAAGCAAACCGUAAUGAAAUUGCCGAAUGGCGAUGUAAAGAAGUGCGCGAACGCGGAAAUGAAUGGCGUUUGCGACGGCGCCGCCGCGGAUGUUGAAACUAUCCGCAGCACAGCACUACGGAGUAUCCCUCCAGCACCGCCAUCGCCGACAGCUUCACGUUACAGGGAUCGUGAUAGCCGUUUAACGUCGUCAUCUUUGCUCUCCUCAUCGGUAUCGUCGGUGUCUAAUAACAUAGACGAUGCCAGCAAAUCGAAGGAUGAGAACGCAGAAGGUCUAUGUGGGCUAAGAAAUAUCGGAAAUACUUGUUUUAUGAACUCGGUAAUUCAGUGCCUGAGUCACACGAGCGAAUUGACAAAAUUCCUGCGUACACACAAUGGCAUACGCUCGACAUCGUCGAAGGAUCAACAAAUCCUACAAGAGUUUGCUAAGUUGAUACGGGAGAUGUGGACAAGCAAUGUACACAGCGUCACGCCGAUGGACCUGAAGCGCGCCUUUUCCUCCAAACAUCGCAUGUAUAGUGACUAUAACCAACAGGAUGCACAAGAGUUUCUGCGCUUCUUCCUCGAUUCACUGCACAGUGCACUAAAUACGGGCGUGAAGGGGGAACACUUGAAAAUCGACGAUAACCUCAGCGACAAUAAAAAAGCCGAUCUAACGUGGGAAUGGUACGCACGACACGAGAACUCACUCAUACGCGACCUCUUCGUCGGCCAAUUGAAGAGCACAUUACGAUGUACCACCUGUGGCAAUACAAGCGUUACGUUCGAUCCGUUUUGGGAUUUGAGCGUCUCGUUGCCAUCGUUAUCGCGCUGCAAGCUAGAAUCUUGCCUCGAUCUAUUCAUACGCGAAGAGGUGUUGGAUGGCGAUGAGAUGCCGACCUGUGCGAAAUGUCGCCAAAGGAGAAGGUGCACGAAAAGCUUCACCAUACAACGAUUUCCCAAAUAUUUGGUUAUACAUUUGAAGCGUUUCUCGGAGACCCGUUGGAGCAAGCUGUCGAACAUUGUCGAAUUUCCGACUGGUGAACGUGAAUUGAAUAUGGGUCCCUACGGUUCGAACCCUGGCACGAGCAUAUAUUACUCGCUGUAUGCGAUUUCGAAUCAUAUGGGCUCCACAGCUGGUGGUCAUUAUGUGGCGUUGUGUAAACAUCCGGUAUCAAAAAAAUGGCACGAAUUCAACGAUAAUGUUGUAAGCGACACGCUCUCCGAAAAUAAUCUAGUUUCAUCCAGUGCCUAUAUACUGUUCUAUGAGCGAGCGUAAGAAAUAACUCACGCGUGUAAAGAAAUAAAAAGCAAACAUACUCACAUCAACACGCAUUCAUGCACACAUACACUCAUAGCCAAUCUUGCAAAUUAAGUCUUAUGUACAAAACAAAAAAAAAAAAACAAAGGGUACACCUACUAACAACAAACUCUGUAACCUGUAGAAAAAUGAAACUGGAUAUGAUGACAUCUGCAACAAAGCUGCAUAAGACAACCCUGCCCGGCAACGGUUGAAGAGAGCAAGUUAAGCCAGACACGUGAUUUAGCCAUUAAUUCGCAUUGAUUAUGCAACACUCUACCCACACACCUUAAAAAUUGCAACUGCUACUUAACCCUAUUGUGACUCCUCUCUUAUUUUUUACCUUAUACUAAUGGCUACUGCGCAUACAUACAUAAAUGAUGAUUACUAAACCCAAAACCUCACAUACAUACAUAUAGUAAAUUUCUAAAACUAUUUAUGCUGCUACCUAAAACUAUUGCUAAUUAACUAAAAGCAAAAACAAAAAUCAACUAAAUUAGCAAAUAAAACAAAAUAAAAACAUUUAAGGAACAGUUAACGCCAUCUCCUACUACUACAACUACACACACUUGCAACUGCUAUCAGCAACUAUUAUGCAGCGUGCAACAUGCAACUUGUAACUUGUUUAGAAAGAAAGCAAAAACAAAAAAGGGUUCAAUUAUCAAUAAGUUGAUUGACGUACAACAACGAUGUGACGCUGAUUAUUUUUACACGCCAAAUUCUGUAAAUCUCUAAAUGUAAAAAUGUGCAAUUUUCGAUCGAGUCCAAAGAUAUAUACCAAUAUAUAUAUAUAUAUAUAUAUACUUAUAUGAGUGUACAUAUAUACAUACAUGCAUACAUAAUAUAGAAACGGAUACUGUACUUCUUGUAUAAAUGUAAAAAAGCCGAAAGCAACAAAAAAUUAUAUGCCGUUAUAUUUAAAAGAUAUACUAUAUUUAAAUAAUAUGUUCAAGCAAGUGAUUAAAUCGAAUAACAGUGUGUAUAAGCGAUUUUUUAAAACGCAUCGUUUUACUAUAUACAUCUAUAUGUAUAAAUAUAAAUUGGUUUUCAUUUUGAACGAUAUGUAUGUGUAAGUGAAUGGGCGUUAGCCGUGCGGCCGACAGAGACGCUUUAAGUUACGUUAUUGGCUAUUUAAUUGAAGAAUUAUAUAUAUGUACAUAUAUAUAUUUUAAAUCUUACUCCUUCCUUUAUUGUUCGAAAUGGAAGCAUAGCUAAAUAUAUAAGUAUGUAGCUGUUUUAUUUAUUAUAUUAUAUUAUGUAAUAUUUGGCUUAAAAUUUUAGUAAAGAAAAUUUACAAAAACUAAAUGCUGCUAACACUUGAGUGCGCUUGUUUUAAAUACUAACAGCUAAUAAUGUAAAAAAUAAGCGUUUACCAAGAUAUUAUUUAUUAAACACAUAUGUACAUACAUACAUACAUAUGUUUGUAACUGAUGCAAUAGCACUUAGGGCACAGGCGCAACUUAAAAUGUAUAUUAAACUACUUACCUACCUUAAAUACUAACUAAAAACCGCGCAUAUAUGUAUUACAUAAUAUACACAAGUAUAUAUGUAUAUAUGUAUAUGGAGAUGUGCAGAGAAAACCAUAUUGCUAUUAAAAAAUAAGUUUUUAUUGUAUGCGAACGCGUUAAAAACAAGAGCAUAACACAAAGUAAGAGAGAAAGCUAGUCCUAAAACAACAACACAAUAAAGUUAGACUAAAUAAAAUGAAAAGAAAAAUGUAAAAAAAACUAUUUAUUAUUGCUAAAUAAAUUUAUUAUAGCAGACAAGUGUAGGUAAACAAAUAAAAUUGCGGGAAAGCAGAUGAGCUGCAAAUCUGCUAGAGUGAAAAAAGAAAUUAACAAAAUAUAAUAAAAAAAAAAAACAAAUUUUUAGGUUAAGUGCAGAAGCUAAUAGCAAAAUAGUUUGAAAAACAUAAAAAAAAUUAAUAAAGUAAUAUAACAAAAACAAAAGCACGCAUGCCUGCGAAUAGUGUAUAGAACAGUGAAUGGAGAAUAUACGACGGGAUUUUAUACUAAAUGAAUGAGUAAAAACACUAAAAACCCCAAACAAAAAUAAU
Messenger RNA from Bactrocera oleae (olive fruit fly), 7734 nucleotides. The record is from RefSeq and is a predicted model, not a curated record. Lineage: Eukaryota; Metazoa; Arthropoda; Insecta; Diptera; Tephritidae.